CCAGAGGAAAGCAGGGCAGCCUUGUGUUUGCUCCAAAAUCCCGCUUCUCAUCCAUGAUGUCAUUAACCCCAGAAUCCACAUGUACCCCCCGUGGCAUGCAAGUCUGGACAGAUUUCACGAUUUAGUCCAAAAAUUAUUAGAGACACAGUUUCGAGUCCCAGAACUUAGUGAUGGGCUACAAUAUUUGGAGUGGGGAGGAGGAUGGCAAAGAAUAACUUUUCAAAAGAACAAAACUUGCUAUAGGCCCCCGAGCAGCAAAAAACCGGUUUCCAGGUCACAGCUGCUGUUCCUGUAUUUCUUCACGCACAUAGGUUCAGUAAUGCUUCACGGUUUCCCUGUAUCUUGCUCUGAGAAGCCGGGAUGACAGCUCCUUGGGUGGCUGCUUUGCUCACUCAGGGAACUAAGCUGAAAAGCAAGGCGUUCUUUUCAGCUCAGAUAAGCUACACCUUUCGGAGCCCUGGGGGAAUGUCUUGGGCUGAGCGCCUCCAGCCUUGUCCAGUUCUUUCCUCUCAGCAGGCUCCGGCUAUGGACAUGUGUCUGAGCUCCGCGCAGCAGCCUGGGCGCCAGGGGGAAGAACCGAGCUCGCCAGGUGGCUGGUUAGGGGCCGAGAAGAAGGGGGUUCUGCAGAAAGACAGCACCGGGGGACCCGUAGAAGAUUCCAACAAGAUAGAACAAUCUCUUCAUAGCCUCCAGAAAUUUGUUCCUACAGAUUAUGCCAGCUACACUCAGGAGCAUUAUCGGUUUGCAGGAAAGGAGAUUGUCAUCCAGGAAUCCAUAGAGAGUUACGGAGCGGUGGUGUGGCCAGGGGCUACGGCUUUGUGUCAAUAUUUGGAGGAACAUGCUGAGGAACUGAAUUUCCAAGAUGCAAAAAUACUUGAAAUUGGUGCUGGACCAGGCCUUGUUUCCACUGUGGCCAGUAUUUUAGGAGCUCAGGUCACAGCAACGGAUUUGCCUGAUGUCCUGGGAAACCUUCAAUACAAUCUUCUAAAAAACACACUACAAUGUACAGCACAUCUGCCUGAAGUGAAAGAACUGGUAUGGGGUGAAGACCUAGAAAAAAACUUUCCCAAGUCAGCUUUUUACUAUGAUUAUGUCCUAGCCUCGGAUGUGGUCUACCAUCACUACUUCCUGGACAAGCUGCUCACCACCAUGGUGUACCUUUCCCAGCCAGGGACGGUGCUGCUUUGGGCAAACAAGUUCAGAUUCAGCACCGACUAUGAAUUUUUAGAUAAAUUCAAGCAAGUUUUUGACACAACACUGUUGGCUGAAUAUCCAGAGUCAUCAGUCAAACUUUUUAAGGGGAUACUAAAAUGGGACUAAAGCCAAUCUUUUGAGUAAUGUGUUAGAAAUUGCUUUGGUAAUAAAGACUUCUUUUAUAGGAUUGAGAAGGUAGUACAGAGAAACAACUUGUAUACUUAGAACAAAUGUAACAAUACUGCAGAAACUUUCUCAAGUAACUUAUUUAAGAGGAUCUGGUUAAUCUAAAUAUCUGGAAAGAAUACCAUAAAAAUAUGAAAGUAGCUUUGUUGGUUCCAAAGUCUUGGUUACAUCUUUAAUAAAUCUUACAUGGAUAAAUUACUAAGUAAAUUUCUUCCCUAUUUCUGCUAUAGCACAUUUUUAAACUUCUCAAUAUAUUGUCACAUGCUUUUUGAAACUGGGCUUGACAGGGUCACUAUAUUUAAGUUUGAAGAAUCUAUUUUUACAGAUUUUUUAACUGCAGCAAAAAAAAAAAAAGGAUAUUGAGUGAUAGAAAAGUUAAUAGGCUUAAAAAUAAAAAGUAAAACUGCUAAAAUGAGAAAAUGGACGUUGUUUUAGGAACUUCUUAAGAUAAUUUACAAAUACUCUCCCUCCGUGUCAAUUAUCUUUAAUAAUUUCUAGUUAAUUUCUGUAUUGUCUGCUUUUUUUUCUUUUAACAAUAAAUAUUUUAGACUCUCCAGGGCACAGGUCACAUACUGUUCUACAUCAAAUUCUUUUUCUUUUUUUUCUUUUACAACCAUUUAUGAAAAGGUAAGAACCUUUUUAGCCUGUUAGAUUUGGCUCACAGCACAUAGUUUGCCAACCUCUGGAACUGCAGGCAAUCCACAUUAAUACUGGAAUUUGUAAGAGUUUAGCAAGGUGGCCAAAUGUCAAUAUUGAAAGCUCAAUUUUAUUUGUAAAUUCCAACUACAAAUAGAAAAUGAAAUUUAAAUAAAGAUACCACUUACAAUUGCAAUAUUGAAUACUUAGGAAUAAAUCUAACAAAGCAAGAAGUGCAUGCAAAUGUAUCUAGCAUUAUUGAGGCAAAUUAAAACUAACCUAAAUGGGGAGACAUCAGGUUUGUGCAUUAGGAGACAUUGUAAAUAUGUCAGUUUUCUCCAAAUUGAUCAACAGCUUAUGUGAAAUCAUUGUAAAAAUCCCAAUAUACUUUCCUGUGGAAUUUGUCAAGCUAAUUCUAAAAUCAUGUGAAAAUAAAAAGGUCAAGAAGAAUCAAGACACUCCUCAAGAGCCUGGUGGGAAGAUCUGAUUCACAAGAAGUAGUACUUUAAAGAGGCAAUAACUGAGACAGCAAUUAGUAUGAUUUACUGAUGUUCAUACAUAUUGG
Messenger RNA from Sapajus apella (tufted capuchin), 2581 nucleotides. RefSeq names its product methyltransferase like 21C (gene METTL21C). Gene Ontology annotation, molecular function: protein-lysine N-methyltransferase activity. NCBI's taxonomy places the organism in Eukaryota, Metazoa, Chordata, Mammalia, Primates, Cebidae. Gene Ontology annotation, cellular component: cytoplasm; cytosol. The transcript is spliced from 4 exons. The coding region runs from base 361 to 1320 and encodes 319 amino acids. The record is from RefSeq and is a predicted model, not a curated record. Gene Ontology annotation, biological process: peptidyl-lysine methylation.